Carya illinoinensis is the source of this 2195-nucleotide messenger RNA. RefSeq lists its product as uncharacterized. The transcript is spliced from 6 exons. Lineage: Eukaryota; Viridiplantae; Streptophyta; Magnoliopsida; Fagales; Juglandaceae. The record is from RefSeq and is a predicted model, not a curated record. Bases 1598 to 2026 code for a protein of 142 amino acids.
AUAGGGUUUGCCUCAGAGUCUCGUCGAUACCCUCGAGAUCCAUGGGAUUACUCACCUUUUCCCCAUUCAAGUAUUAUCCUCUCUCUCCCUCUCUCCCUUUUUUUCCUGGAAUUGUUUGAACGAAAAUAACUUUUCAUCAAACAAAAUUUAGGAAUUUAAAGAAAGAAAAUGAAAAAAAAAAAUUAUAGACGAUUGUCAAUUCAGUUGUGAGGUGGGCUGCUAUCAUUUUUUAUUUUUUUUGCCUUUUAUUUACGCAGAGUUUGGCUGCUGGUACAGUAUCUAACUUCCAUCAUGGUCUGCAGAGGAAAGGGGCCCGUGGAAGAGUUUCUAGCUUUACCAAUUGAUAGGGUUGUAGGAAAUUUAGGCGUCGUUUAUUUUUAAAGAUGAGAUUAUUUUUAAAAAAGAAAUGAGUUGAAAUUAAAGUUAAAAAUUAAAUAAAAUAUUAUUAAAAUAUAUUCUUAUAAUAUUAUUGCCUAGCAAUAAACACAAAUUAAUUUUAUAAUUGAAAUUUAAAAAAAUUGAAUUGUUUAUUUUAUUUUGUAUGGAAAUUUGAAAAUAUUGUAAUGAUUAAAUGAGAUGGGAUAAGAUAUUUUGUGAAAGUGAACUAGACUCGCACAUAAUUAAGGGAACCAUUGAAAGGUGAUUAGGUUGCAUUUAGGUAUUGAGGUGAUCUCAGAUAUCUUGUGAAUAGUAAGGAAAAAGUAGUGAAAAAGUAAUGAUAAAAUAUUGAAUAAUAGUGAAUAGUAGUACAAAAUAGUAAAAAGUAGGUAAAAAGUAAUUAUAAAAUAAUGAACAGUAGUAAAAUAUGCUAAGAAUACUCCACCACCUAAAACACUAGAAACGGGAACUACUCAAGAAACUAUGAAGGCUUUUCCCAACCUAGCUUAGGUUUUUUGUUGUGCUUACCUAUUUUUCUUGAAGUCUCUUGCUGUGCUUAUCAAGCUUUUUCUUAUCUUACUUUGACAAGCCACUUGAAAGGGCCUUUUGUAUCAGUGAAUAAGAGUUUUGUUGAUGAGAAAUAGGCAUAACUCAGGUACAUAGGAUAUAUACAAUAGCCACACCUAGGCAUGAUUGACUAGAAUACUAGAAGAGUUAUACUACACAACCACCCACUGUUCAUGCAACCACCGCACUCCAGCCAACGUGACAUUUCUUUUUUUAAAACGUCGGUGUUUUGGUCCAUCUGCAUCAUUUCAAUUCCCCCCCCCCCCCCCCCGCCCGCGUUCUUCUUCACUUCUGACGCAAGAAAGCUUCCCUGCGUUCUUUGCCCCACGGCCCCAACUAGUUUCCUUCGCCGGCCUGACCUUCUCCCUGCCCCGUGUGGGUGCAUCAGUUCACCCCGUUUGACUUCAUCACUCCGGCCCGUUUGGCUUCAUCACUCCGGCUGGCUUUCUCUCUCGGCGCGUUUAUUUCCGUACGAUAUUGAAAAGCUUCUCCAUUUAUUUUCGCCGCACAAUCCUCCGGUGGUAUCCUAGCUUCCCAUACCCACCGACUGUCGUAUUGCAAGGGGUGAGUUAUUGCUGUUGAUUUUAAGUAGAUAAGCUAGCCACUAAAUUUAAAUGCAAAAUAUACUGUCCCAAAUGGUUCCUUAAAUAGCAUGAUGGGCGAAGAGAAAGAUUUGAUGCCACCCAGGCCUUCUACAUCGACUUCACCCACCCAUCAUCUGGCAAUGCCACCCUUUGGGCCAACCAUGCCAUACCCUCCUUCGACUAAUUUGGAGGAGUUGAGACAAGGUGAAGAUACAACCCAGCACUCAGCAAUGUCACCAUGUGGACCAAGUAUGCCCGUACCAAUUUGCGCAAGUGGUUCAUCAUCUAUGCCAUUUAGUGUUGAAAGUGAAAAUGAUGUUGGAGAAACUUCACUCUACAAAAAUGUAUCGCCAAAUGCGGAGGGGAUGUUUGAAGUUUCAGAUGAUGAUAAUAAGAUUGAGCUUCCAAAAGUUGGUACUCUUGAGAUAUCCCUCAAAGUGCUUUUUGAUCCCACUCAACUCCGUGGAAUACGUACAAUAUUUUGGCUUAUUUUUUAGAUGCUAUGGCAUAGGAGUUGAUUAUUGUAUAUAACAAGUUGAAAGAUGUACAACUUUUGUAAAGGAAUUUGUAUAUGAGGUGGAUAAUAUAUUUGUAAAUUCAUGGUUGUAUAUGAAGUGGAUAAAUUCUAUUUUCCAAUUUGGCUAUGAAGUGUAGUGUUGGGCAGCA